AGUCACAUGUUGUGAGCGCCCAUUGAGCUAAGAUCACACAAUCAUAAAAUUUUCAGAUACUCUAUAAGCGGAAAAAAGAUCAAUUCUCUUGCUUUUAAAUUGGGUCAAAAAAGGUGUUUUCAAGAUGGUCUAUAGAAAAUUCUUAAAGAAAUGGUGGAUUAUGAUAGCAGUAUUUUCCUUGCUCACUUCAUCGUUCUACAUCUAUGAAUAUUCACAAAUAAAGAAUAUAAGCUUGAAGACAUUAAUGGAAACUUCUCAGAAUUUAUCAACAGUAUUAAGUCAACAUCAUCCUGGUUCAAAAUCUGGCAAAUGUCGACUUCCAGUACUUGAUCCAUGGCACUCAAGUGUGAAAAGUUUAGUAAAAGAUCCUGGUAAACUUAAAUGUGGAGUUAGUCAGUCGACRUUUGAGAAUAAUACACUGUWUGUGGAUGCAAAUAAUGCAGUGUCUGUGAGUUAUCGUAUCAUUCAACGUCCAGCUGGGGACGAUUUUUCAAGGAGUCUCUCUGAACCCUUUUCGAUAUCCCAACAAACAACUAAUACCAAACCAAGCCAAGUCAUACCAGGUAUAUCUGGAUGUUUAAUCCACAUCGAAAGCAAGAAAUGUUUACAUCCUAAUGGUGGUGAACUCCAACCCAAAGAGGGUACACCAUUAGUGUUCCAUUCAGAUUGUUGCUUUAGACGCAUUGAGUUCAAAAUGGCAGAAGAUAAAAACAUUGUCCAUGUGCCCAGUGGACUUUGCAUAAAUGUGAAGGAUGAUAAAGUUAUUCUUAAUAAGGAAUGCUCAACAAAGUUCACAGUUGACAAUGGUACACUUCACGUGGCUGGGAAAGACCUGUGCUUAGGUAGUGUCGAACGAUUACCUAAAAAUGAUGAAAAUGUAAUGAUGGGAAGGUCUUGUUCACAUGCCUUUGGUCUUGUAACUAUGCAAGGUAAAGGAGUCAAAGCAAGUACACUUAUCAAUGCUGAUUUUAUUCGCGUCGACAUCAAGCAAGGUGAUGGAAAGCCUGACAUUACAGAACUCCAUAUGCAAGCAGCCCCCAAACCAGACGCUCUUAAAAGAGUGCGAAAACCCACAGGGAUCCCGAUCAACAUUGGUUUGAUAAUGUUUGACUCCACUUCAGCUGCGAAUUUUAUUCGUCAAAUGACGAAAACAAAUGAGUAUCUGAAGACAAGGCCAACGAUCUACAUGAAAGGACAAACUAUCGUUGGAGAUGGUACUACAGCCCAGCUCUGCGCAAUGCUUACUGGGAUAGCUGAAAAAGACCAACCAGAAGCAAGGCGUUCCAAACCUAAUUCUAAAGUAGUUGAUGACUGGAGAUGGGUGUUCCGAGACUAUCGUAAUCACGGCUAUGUGACCAUGUAUAGCGAAGAUUCUCCAAACUAUGCUACCUUUAACUAUCGUUUACAUGGUUUUAAAAACCCUCCAACUGAUCAUUACGGCAGGUAUUUCUGGAUGGAAGGUGAACGUCACCGACACAAUGCCCAGUGCGCUGGAAAAGACGCAAUGCAUCGCUUAACUUUCAAAUAUUUCUUAAGCUUCUUUCGUACGUACAAGAAAAAGUCCAAAUUUGGCUUCUUAAAUUUGUCCGAACUCACUCACAAUGCCAUUAAUCCUAUCAAGUUCGCGGACGAAGAUCUUAUGAAAUUAUUACAGACCAUGGAAAAAGAGGACUUUCUAGAAGACACCAUUCUCUUUAUAUUUGGAGAUCAUGGUACCAGAUAUGGAAAAAUAAGACAAACUAUUCAAGGGAAACUCGAAGAACGGCUUCCUCACAUGUCCAUUACUUUCCCAACAUGGUUUCCAAAGAAACAUCCAAAACUAUACGAAGCCGUCCAGCACAAUAGUCAUCUUCUAACAACACCAUUCGAUAUUUAUGCUACAUUACAACAUGUUCUUUCUUAUCCAUCUGCUCCUAAAGGCAUCCAUGUUGGACAGAGUCUGUUUUAUCCUAUUGACGCGAAGAACCGUACAUGUAGUAAUGCCGGAGUUGAAGAUCAUUGGUGUCCGUGUUUGAAUUUUGAAAGUGUUCCCAUAAAUGAACCCAUUGUCAAACGACUUGCCAUUUUCUCUGUUGAAUCAAUAAACAAACAACUUGAAAACGAGGGCAGCAAAGUGAAGUCACUUUGUCAUAAACUAACUUUGAAAGAAAUCCAAAGUGCUUCUCGUGAAAUGCCAAACGAAGUUGUGCAAAAGUUCAAACAGACGAAUCCCAAUCAAAAGUGCGAUUCUUGUGAAAUAGUCCUUGGUGGGAGGGAUGAAAAUACUCUGGCUGAAGACACGGCGUAUCAGAUUCAAUUCAUAACAUCACCUAACAAUGGCUUUUACGAGUCAGGCAUUCGAGUUGAAAAAGGAAAGCCAAGCUUGAUUGGAUUGAUCAGUCGGAUUGACUCGUAUGGGAAUCAACCCGAUUGUAUUGCUCACGAUUUUCCAAAUUUACGAAAAUACUGCAAAUGUAAAUAA
Exaiptasia diaphana is the source of this 2461-nucleotide messenger RNA. RefSeq lists its product as uncharacterized. The record is from RefSeq and is a predicted model, not a curated record. Bases 125 to 2461 code for a protein of 778 amino acids. The transcript is spliced from 6 exons. Lineage: Eukaryota; Metazoa; Cnidaria; Anthozoa; Actiniaria; Aiptasiidae.